Molecule: messenger RNA, 336 nt
Organism: Dictyostelium purpureum
Lineage: Eukaryota; Evosea; Eumycetozoa; Dictyosteliales; Dictyosteliaceae
Exons: 4
Coding region: 1-336 (111 amino acids)
Source: RefSeq, a predicted model, not a curated record
AUGGAAUCAUCAAAUACCAAAAAAAAAAAACCAGUAAAAGUUAAUAAAAUAAAAAGAAGAUAUAUUCCAAUUGAUAGUUCACUAAAGAAAAAAGAACAUAAACUACCUGAAACAGUGCCAAAAUUUUGUAGAAGAUGUGAAGGAACAAAUAAAUCAUGUAAAUGGAGAAGAGGACCUGUCUAUUAUUUUUUAUGCGAUUAUUGCCAUACUCAAUAUAAAAAUAUUCUGGAGUUUAUUUCACCAGGCAAAACAGAGUAUGAAUAUCUCAUGUACAGCCACAUUGUCCCUCAUGUUGAUGACGCAUUAAUGACAGUGGAUUGGUUUGAUCAAAAAUGA